CAACAAGAAACGUUAUAAAGAAAGUGAAGUAUGUUGAAGUGUCGUAUAUGGUGGGAGAGUUGAUUUGUAGAAUCUGUCAAGACGCGCUUUUGACCGUACACUUUUGGCGUAAACAGAAUUCGUUUGCUUUUUGUAUAUCUUGUCUUUCAUUUAUAUAUACUAUAAUCGAAAAGCAGUGCUUUUUUCUCUAGGGUUAAGAGACAGUAAUUUUGGUUUGUUAAUAAGGCUUUUCGCAAUUUUGGUCGACGGUCUAUCAUGGGAAACGGUCUAGUCAAGGGCUUUUCAAAGCCUUUUCAACGUAUUUUUGUCAAUAAAGAGAUGCGAAUUUUGAUGCUCGGUUUAGACGCUGCUGGUAAAACAACAAUCCUUUAUAAAUUAAAACUCAAUCAGAGCGUCGUGACUAUACCCACCGUAGGUUUUAAUGUUGAAACAGUCACCUACAAAAACAUCAGGUUCAAUGUAUGGGAUGUAGGUGGUCAAGACAAAAUCCGUCCCCUUUGGCGACAUUACUUUACCGGUACAAAAGGUCUCAUCUUCGUGGUGGAUGCUGCAGAUAGCAAUCGUUUAGCAGAAGCUCGUCAAGAGUUGCACAGAAUCAUUUCUGAUCGUGAAAUGCGAGAUGCUCUUUUGUUGGUUUUUGCAAAUAAACAGGAUUUGGGAAAUGCCCUUUCACCCCUUCAAAUUACUGAGAUUCUUCAGCUCGACAAGUUGAAAGACCGACUUUGGAAUGUUCAGCCAACUUGUGCUUUAACAGGAGAUGGCUUAUUAGAAGGAUUAGCUUGGCUAAGCCAAAAUGCAAAAAUCAAGUAAUGAAUAACCCUUUCGGGAAGUACACUUUUAAAUUAUCUUCAAUCGUUUCCCUUUAUAUCCCUUUUUGGCUAAUUCAUAAACCUGCUUCGUUGUCUCGUUUCGAAUUUAUGAAUCCCGCUUUUUUGAAUCCAUUCUUUUUCACCGCAAGCCAUAUGAUAUCCGUUCGCUAGGACAACUUUCUUUAUCGGUUGCUUUCUAAUUUAUUUUUUCCGUUUCCUUUUAGUACUUUAUGUGAUCGUUCUUGUUCUUUGCUAUUUAAGAUCAAUUUCGGUUACCCUUACUAUAUACCUCUGUCCAUAGUUUUGUGUAUAUAAUUUGCUCUUAGUAGCUAUUGAAAUUAAUUCCCUAUUUCAUUUCUUUUGGUGCUUACUACAAUUUACUUUGGUAUUAUAUUACCCUCUAUUUUUUUCCGUUGCAUAUA
Molecule: messenger RNA, 1231 nt
Organism: Schizosaccharomyces octosporus yFS286
Lineage: Eukaryota; Fungi; Ascomycota; Schizosaccharomycetes; Schizosaccharomycetales; Schizosaccharomycetaceae
Product: ADP-ribosylation factor
Exons: 3
Coding region: 256-810 (184 amino acids)
Biological process (GO): intracellular protein transport; vesicle-mediated transport
Cellular component (GO): cytoplasm
Molecular function (GO): GTPase activity; GTP binding
Source: RefSeq, a predicted model, not a curated record